Drosophila nasuta is the source of this 7126-nucleotide messenger RNA. RefSeq names its product cadherin 87A (gene Cad87A). The transcript is spliced from 16 exons. NCBI's taxonomy places the organism in Eukaryota, Metazoa, Arthropoda, Insecta, Diptera, Drosophilidae. Gene Ontology annotation, cellular component: catenin complex; plasma membrane. Gene Ontology annotation, molecular function: cadherin binding; calcium ion binding; beta-catenin binding. The coding region runs from base 574 to 6531 and encodes 1985 amino acids. The record is from RefSeq and is a predicted model, not a curated record. Gene Ontology annotation, biological process: homophilic cell-cell adhesion; cell migration; multicellular organism development.
AUUGGUCGAGUGCGGGUGUGUCGCGGCCGUCGAUUUGAAUUGCGUCGGCGGCAUUGUUUAUAAAAAUCUGUUCACCAAGAAGCGUUGCGUCGCGUGUGCUUUGAUUGUGUUCAAAAUAAGAAUUUCGUGCGCGAGUGUGUAUUUUGAAAUGCCGCUAAAUUACAACUAAUUAAAAAAGCAUGAAUAUUGGGAAGAACGCACACAAUGUUAAAAUCGUGCAAUAGCAAAGCAAAAGAAACAAGUGACGGACUGCAAGGAGAGGCGCACUAAACGCAAAACGCAAAAUAAGUGCGAGCGUCACCUUUUUCACCUCCGCCGCCCUACCCAACAAAAGCAGCAACAAUUACGCCGUCGCCGGCAUUGCCACAACGGUAAAACGAGCAAAACAACACUAUAAACUACAAACAAAAAAACCAAAACAACACUGCGAGAGAGAGAGGAAAAAGCGCAACGGCCACAUUCCAAGCGACAGAGGCCCCCAAAGCUUAGGUCAGCCUGCCAGCAGCUGCUGUCUCGCUCGCACUUUCGCUCGGUUGCAGCAUCUCAGAGUGGAAAAGACAUUCAAUUGCAACUAUGACUAGCCUAAAAGCUCACAAAAUGAAGUGGACACUGACCGUGCUGUUAAUCUGCCUGACAUCGGAGAUCGUAAGCUCUGAAACGAAUUUGCCCCCCGUCUUUACACAGACUCUCAACAACAUUGUGCUUUACGAGAAUGUACCCGUGGGCACUGUUGUCUUUCGCCUAGAGGGCUACGAUCCCGAGGGCAGCAAUGUGACGUUCAGCUCGAUUGGUUCGGAUCACUUUAGCGUUGAUGCUGUUUCGGGCAAUAUAACGCUAAUAAAGCCAUUGGAUCGCGAGGAAACGGAUAGUUUGACCUUUUUGGUAACCAUCAGAGAUCGCGUGGAUCCAGCGGGUGAAUCGGAACAGGACAAUGUUGUGGAGCAGCCCAUAACAUUCAUCAUUCUCGAUGAGAACGAUAAUCCGCCCGAAUUCCAGGAUACUCCUUAUGAAGCCGAUGUAAACGAAGAUGCCGUUGUGGGCACAACAAUAUUCGACAAAAUAUUGGUCAAGGAUCGCGACACAAUUGGUGAAAGUUUAGAUCUCAAAUGCCUGCCGCAGCAGCAAAGUCCUGAAGCUUGUACCAAAUUCCGGCUUAAGCUGCUAACCCGUGAGGCGACUGUGCUAACUGCGGCCGUUGUGCUCAACGAAACACUCAAUUACAAUCAGCGCAUGAUCUAUCAUUUUCAAAUCGAGGCCACUGAUGGCGUUCAUAAGACACAAACCACUUUUGAAGCACGUGUCAAGGAUGUACAGGACAAGCCGCCCGUCUUCCAAGGAUCACUAUCGACCGUCAUCGACGAGGACAGUCCGAUUAACACGCUGGUGCUAACAGUUCAUGCUCGCGAUGGCGACACUGGAGAACCACGAAAGAUUGUCUACGAUUUGCUGAGCAACCCCAACGAUUACUUUCUGCUGAACUCACAAAGCGGCGAACUGCGUACAGCUAAACCUUUGGAUCGUGAGGCUUUGACUGACUCCACGGGCCUCAUUCCAUUACUGAUUCGUGCCCGUGAACUUGUGAAUGGUGUGCCCAGCGAUGAUCCCUUAACUAGUGCAACGGCUAGAGCUACUGUCACGAUACGCGAUGUCAACGAUUCGCCACCCACUUUCAACAAAAAAGAGUAUGAGGUGGCGCUGCUUGAGAAUACGCCAGAAGGAACUCCACUAGCGCUCGAUAUGAGUGUCAGCGAUGCGGAUGUGGGAAUUAAUUCCAAGUUUUCUCUGCGCUUGGAGGAUGUGUCGGGUGUGUUUGACGUGGAGCCCAAACUGGUCACGGGUUACUCGCAGGUCAACAUACGCGUAGCCAACGGCACACUAGACUAUGAGAAUCCCAAUCAACGCAAGUUCAUUGUCCUGGUGGUGGCCGAGGAGACGGACACCAAUCCCAAGCUCUCGUCAACGGCGACCAUUACUGUGAGUGUGCUGGAUGCCAACGACAAUAAGCCCAGCUUCGAGCAAGAAAGCUACUCGGCCACAAUCUCGGAGGCAGCUCUGCCCGGACAAUACAUCACAACGAUUACCGCCAAGGACGUGGACUCCGGCAGCUUUGGAGAUGGCGGCAUACGGUAUAGUCUGUCCGGCACCGGGGCCGAGCUGUUUCAUGUCAACGAGCAAACGGGCGUCAUUACCUUGGCCGAUUGUCAAGCAGAACAGCGCAACAGGCGCCAGCGACGUGACCUCCAUGAAAAUGAUAGCGAUGCUCACGCACUUGAAAUGCUCUCCAUGCCGCAGCACCUCAACUCUGAGUUGCGAGAGAUUAACACAGAGCCCACCGUGCAAUAUACGUUAAUCUCGCAAACGCCGUCCCAGCCUGUGGCAGACAUAAGCGCUGCCAAUGCCGCUGCCGCCGUUGCAGCAACAUCAACUACUAAUGACGACAAAGCCGCCAGCAGCAAGGCGCCCUCGACGUGUCUUGACUAUGAAACGGAGACCACGUAUUUCUUGUCAUACAAGGCCACAGAUGACAAUGGCCAGGGUCAGACGUCCGUGGUGUCGCUGCGCAUUUCAGUGAGCGAUGCGAACGAUUCGCCGCCAGUAUGCGAGAGUCCGUUGUAUCGCGCCAGUGUGGAUGAGGGAGCUUUGGUGUUCGAUUCACCUUUAAUAGUGAAAGCACGUGAUGCGGACACAAUGUCCAGCAUUAGCUAUAGGAUCAUUGGCUCGCCACAGAUAGAAAGCAUUUUCGACAUUGACAAGCAGAGUGGACAGAUUAAUAUACGACCAAAUGCGAGCCUGGAUGUGACGAAUCUGAACAGUGAACAGCUUAUUUUUGUGGUUGAAGCCAACGAUGGACUAUUCACAGCGAACUGCGGUGUCAACAUCACUGUGCGCGAUGUAAACAAUCAUGUGCCAAGUUUCUUGCAACACAACUAUAGCGCUGUGGUCGAGGAGAACUCUGAGAUUGGAACCAGUGUGGAGAAGCUGCAGGCCACCGAUCUGGAUACCGGCAAAAAUGCCGAGCUACGCUAUCGCAUUCAACAGGGCAGCUUCGAUGACUUUGGCAUUGAUGAGCGCACCGGCGAAGUGUUUGUGUCCCGCAAACUCGACUACGACAGACGCAACACGUAUCAGCUGCAGGUGCAGGCCGCUGAUCUGGGCACACCCAGUUUGACAGGCACCGCCACGCUGACAAUUAAUGUGCAGAACAGCAAUGACAAGGAUCCCUACUUUGUGCCCGCCACACAGCAUGCCGAGGUGAGAGCAGAUGCAGACACUGGCCACCUGGUGCACACAUUGAUUGCUCUCGAUCCCGAUGUGGCCACACAUAAUGCUCUGGAGUUUGCUGCCACCGACGACAUCACGGCCAUUGACAAAGAGGGCAAGGAAUUGCCGCACAGCGAACAGUUCAAAGAGUACUUUGCCAUCACUCGUAAUGGUAAAGUGCUGGUCAAUCGCCAGCUGGAUCGCAAUCUCUUCGCCGUAAUGCGUCUCAACGUACUCGUCACGGAUAGCACAGCACCCAAUGUACAGCAGGGACGCGGUCUGCUCAUCAUACAGAUUAUCGACGUGAAUAAAAUACCACCGAGAUUCAAUGCACCCUGGAGUCCCGAGCAACCGGUGAUUAAACUGCAAAUGGUCGAGGAGCAACCGGUGGGCACGGUGCUGACUACAUUGCAGGCCAGCGAUGAGGAUUCCAGCAUUGGUGAAUUCAACAUAACGACCAACGAUUACUUUGACAUCAACUCCACCACGGGCGUCAUCUACACCACGUCUCGAUUGGACUACGAGCUGGUCAAGGAGGUCAAGUUCAUGGUUACGGUCAGCGAUACGGGUGUGCCAGCACUGACGGCAACAGCAGACAUUGUUGUGGACAUCAUCAAUCUGAAUGACAAUGAACCACACUUCAGUCAGUCGGAGUACUACUUCAACAUCACCGAGAACUCGCCACGCGGCACUGUUGCCGGCAAAGUGGAGGCACACGAUGGCGAUGUGGGCGCCUUUGGGGAGCUCACAUACUCGUUGAUUGGUGAGAACAACAAGUACUUCAGCAUCGAUGCCUAUACGGGCAAUGUGAUGGUGGCCAAUGCGUCUAUACUAGAUCGAGAGCAACUAAAGGAGCUCACGCUGUCUGUUGUCGCACAAGAUAAAGCCCCGGCCACUGUGCAAAAGUCUGCCACGGCAACGAUUCACAUCAACAUUCUGGACGUUAACGACAAUGCUCCUGUGUUUACACGCUCCACUUACAACUCGACUGUGUCGGAGAAUGCCGCGUUUCAACCGCCGGCUGCAUUGCUUCAGGUGCAGGCGACUGACCUAGACGAGGGACUUUAUGGCGAUGUGCGUUAUAUUAUCAUCGCAGGCAAUGAAAUGGCGCUGUUCAAACUGGAUGCCCAGUCGGGAAUCAUCUAUCCGGCCCAGAAUUUGUCCGGCAAACAUGGCAACUACGAACUAUUAAUUUCUGCAAGGGACACCCAGGGAUCGGGCACCAUGGAGAGCACAGCCAAGGCACUAAUCACUGUGCUACGAGUGAAUCGCCAUCGUCCAGAGUUUGUUAUCCCAGCCCUAUCGAAUGCCACCAUCGAAAUUCCAGGCGAUAUUGUGCAACCCGAUUAUUUGUUGCUUACGGUGAAGGCGCAGGAUAAUGACACCGAUGGCGGUGGCAGAAUCAGUUAUCAUCUCCAGGUGAACAAUCUUAACGUGCAGGAGACCACAGAGUUCAAGAUCGACGAGGAUACCGGUGAAUUGCGGGCCAGGCAGCAGCUCAAUCGCAAAAAUCGCGCCAACUAUGAUAUUAUUUUGGUAGCACGUGAUUCGGGUAAUCCGCCCUUUGAGUCACUUCGUCUGCUCACGGUGAGCAUUGUGGAUGCCAACGAGAAUCGUCCCGAAUUCCCAGAUGCCGCCAAUCCCUACAAGGUGUCGAUCAAUGAGAACAGUGCACGUGAUGUGAAAGUAGGACACAUUCAGGCUGCGUCUCGGAGCAAACACAAUCGAGACAUCUUCUACUACAUGCUGCUGGGCAACGAGGAUGGCGCCUUCUAUGUUGACAAACUGACCGGCGAUAUUUUCACGAAUAAGAGUUUGGAUCGUGAACAGACCGAUGCUUAUACACUAUACAUAUUGGCCAGCAUCAAGUCGGAUUUGGAUAUUUCGGAAGAGGAGCGCGCGUCUUUCUCCAUUAAGACUUUGAGUCGAGAUAAUACUGUUGCCAAAGUGCUGAUCACAGUGUUGGAUGAAAAUGAUAAUCCGCCUGUGUUUGAGAAGUCCAUUUACUAUGCCGGUGUCAAUGCCAAUGCCAAAAUGAAUGCGGCCAUAACACUGGUCAAUGCCACAGACGCGGAUCAGGGCAAGAAUGCCAAGUUCGAGUACAUGAUUGUUGCCUCCAAUCUUUACAAGUUUGGUGCCAGCAAAUCGACAGGUUCGAUUGUGCCCAGUCCGUUUGCCAUAUCCCAGGAUGGUCGAAUAACGGCCAACACCAUUAUGGCCGAGUACAAUCAGGAUCGCUUUGAACUGGAGAUCGUGGCACGCGAACUGGAGCAGCCACAGCGCUCCGCCAACACCAAAGUCAAUAUCUGGGUCUUUGACGGCACACAGCUGGUGAGAGUGAUUCUCUCGCGGCCGCCAGAGGAAGUCUACCAGGAGCAGGAGGAAAUUAUAGCGGAGCUGCGUAAUGCGACACAGCAUCGCAUUAUUGUGGAUGAGAUACGCUUCCAUUUGGACUCGAUUGGUCGCAUUCGUAUGGACUGGUGCGACUUGUAUUUCCAUGCUGUUGAUCCGCAGACACAGCAAAUCGCGCCUGUCGAUGAGAUCCUCAAGGACAUUGACAGGAACUAUGAUUACCUCAAGGAUUAUUACGCUGGAUUUGCAAUUGAAAAUGUUGUGCCCGCUUAUAUAGCUAUUGUGCAGGAUGAGUUUGAUCUCGCCGUUGCUGGCUUGGUGGCUCUGGUCAUAGUGCUCUUCGUAGGCGUAAUUAGCUUCAUUGUGCUGUGCUGUUGCUUGAAGCAUUGGAAUCUCUCGGUACCCGUUGAAACGCGUCGCAAGGAGGCGUUGAUAAAGAAACAAAUUAUCGAAGAUUUGAAUACCACAGAAAAUCCGCUUUGGAUCGAACAAAAACUCAAGCUGUACGAAGAGCAAGAGCUCACCAUGCAGGUAUUUUCAGAGCCUGAUCAUAUAUCCAACUCGGAUGCGCCUGGACAUCUGGAUCAUCGCAGCUCGCUGGAGCAAGUGCAUCAUGGCCAGUCCGUGGACAACACGUAUGCCACCAUCCAGCCGCGCAACAAUCAGAAUCGCUUAACCGCCGGCUCUGGCAGCAAUGGCGGCGGCGGCUCCAUCUCUAUGCGUAGCGGAGGAGCUGGCAGCGCUGGUGGCCUUGGCGGUGCUGGACUGCUGCUGACGCGCAUAGAUCCCCACGUCAAUGAUUUUGCGGAUUAUGCAACGCUGCGCAACAACCGAGCACCAUCUAUGUACGAGUUCACGGGAUCCACAUUUCAGGCACCGAUACGAGAUGGUGACGAUGCCGUGGCCGAGCUUAUUUAAGCAGAAUAAUAAGCUCUCCAUUUGACAGCUGACAGCUAAAUUGUAAAUUAUAUAGUAGCUAUAUCUAUCUAUACAGAUAUUUAGAGAGAACCCCGAGCCCUGCUUAGGUUUAGUUCAACACUGAUCUGAUCUUUUGCAUUUCCUCAGUUUGCAGUUGCGCACAGGAUACACAUUACACGCAUGCAAGAUACAUAUACAUAAGGUAUAUAGCUACAAUAGUAGUCGUAGUAUCUGGUAUGCCAACGAAAAAAUAUAUAGAACUCAAUCGAUUACAAUAUACAGAUAUCACGCACAAUAACUAUUGCUAUUGUGUAAACAUAAUGAAAACAGCUACAAAAUCCCCAUAGUGGAAUUUCUCCCGCAUAAAUAAUGACAAUAAUAUACUUGUAUAUCUCUAUAUAUAUAUAAAUAUCUAUAUAUACAUGCAUGCAUAUAUACGAAUAUAUUACCGAUGUCUAGUUUAAUAUCUAAGCGUUACUAACUAACUAUAUACGGUAAAUAACUCCACUCGAUUAACGAACAACGACGCGAUAUUAGUUUAAUUGACACUGAUUUUGUAUUACGAUUAAGUUAACCGAGUACUCGAAGAAAAGAC